AUUCUUCCGAAGGAAUGAAUUAAAUGUGCGUCCUCGAGUGCCUGAUUGACAGGGCUACUCCAGGGAAAAAGCAUAUAAGGCACCAGCUGCUGUCUGGAGCUGUGUCUACUGGACAGCUUGCCGGGGACCUCGGGCUGUCCAUGUCCUCUGGAUCUGACUUGGAAUACUGAAAUCAGACAUCACCGCUGCUCUUUAAUAUACAGGUGGACCGGCACGAGGCAGGAUGCUCUGGGGGCUGGCUCUGCUGGCUCUGUGCUCGUGGCCCAGUGCUUCCGCUGGUGACCAGGACGAGGACACUGUCUUUGACCUUUUCAGUAUUAGCAACAUAAACCGGAAGACCAUAGGCGCCAAGCAGUUCCGAGGACCUGACCCCGGGGUGCCAGCUUACCGUUUCGUGCGGUUCGACUACAUCCCCCCAGUGAAUGCAGCCAUGCUGGACAGGAUUGUUGGGGCCAUGCGGAGGAAGGACGGCUUCUUCCUCACAGCCCAGCUGAAGCAGGACCGCAGGUCCCGAGGCACGCUGCUGGCACUGGAGGGCCCGGGGGCCUCCCAGAGGCAGUUUGAGAUCAUCUCUAAUGGCCCAGAUGACACCCUGGACCUCACCUACUGGGUAGAGGGCACCCCGCACGUGGUCUCCCUGGAGGACGUGGGCCUGGCAGACUCCCAGUGGAAGAACAUCACUGUGCAGGUGGCCAGCGAGACGUAUAGCCUGUACGUGGGCUGCGACCUCAUGGACAGCUUUGUCCUGGAUGAGCCCUUCUAUGAGCAGCUGGAGGCAGACAGGAGCAGGAUGUACGUGGCCAAAGGUGCUGCACGGGAGAGUCACUUCAGGGGUUUGCUGCAGAACAUCCAGUUGGUGUUUGAGAACUCUGUAGAAGAUAUUCUCAGAAGGAAAGGCUGUCAGCAAGGCCAGGGAGCUGAAGUCAACGCCAUUAGUGAGCACACGGAGACCUUGCACCUGAGCCCUCACAUCACCACGGAGCUGGUGGGCCACGGUGUGGAUCAGAGGCCAGAGGUGUGCGAGCACUCGUGCGAGGAGCUGGCUAACAUGAUUCGUGAGCUGUCCGGGCUGCACGUCCUGGUGCGACAGCUGGAUGACAACCUGAAGAAAGUGUCCAGUGAUAACCAGUUUCUCUGGGAGCUCAUCGGGGGCCCUCCCAAGAUGAGGAACAUGUCAGCCUGCUGGCAAGAUGGCCGAUUCUUUGCAGAAAAUGAGACAUGGGUGGUGGACAGCUGUACCACCUGCACCUGCAAGAAAUUCAAAACUGUGUGUCAUCAAAUCUCUUGCUCACCAGCAACAUGCGCCCACCCGUCCUUUGUGGAAGGCCAGUGCUGCCCUACCUGCUCUCAUGAGGUGGACGGCGAGGAGGGCUGGUCUCCAUGGUCAGAGUGGACUGAGUGCUCUGUGACAUGUGGCUCUGGAACCCAGCAGAGGGGCCGGUCGUGCGAUGUCACCAGCAAUACCUGCCUGGGGCCCUCCAUCCAGACUCGGGCUUGUAGCCUGGGCAAAUGUGACACACGCAUCCGGCAGAAUGGUGGCUGGAGCCACUGGUCACCCUGGUCCUCCUGUUCGGUGACCUGUGGAGUCGGCAACAUCACACGUAUCCGCCUCUGCAACUCCCCGGUGCCCCAGAUGGGAGGCAAGAACUGCAAAGGCAGUGGCCGGGAGACCAAGCCCUGCAAAGCUGACCCCUGCCCAAUUGAUGGCGGAUGGAGCCCCUGGUCCCCAUGGUCGGCCUGCACGGUCACCUGUGCCGGAGGAAUCCGCGAGCGCGCGCGAGUCUGCAACAACCCUGAGCCGCAGUUUGGGGGAAAGGACUGCGUGGGGGAUGUGAAGGAGUACCACAUGUGCAACAAGAGGAGCUGUCCUGUAGAUGGGUGCUUGUCCAACCCCUGCUUCCCUGGGGCUGCGUGCAACAGCUUCCCAGACGGGUCCUGGUCCUGCGGCUCCUGCCCAGUGGGCUUCCUGGGCAAUGGGACUCAUUGUGAGGACCUGGACGAGUGUGCUGUGGUUGCAGACAUCUGCUUCUCUAUCAACAAAGUUUCCCGCUGCAUCAACACUGAGCCUGGCUUCCACUGCCUGCCCUGCCCACCACGCUACAAGGGGACCCAGCCCUUUGCAGUGGGCCUGGAAGCAGCCAGAACAGAAAAGCAGGUGUGUGAGCCUGAGAACCCUUGUAAGGACAAGACUCACCACUGCCACCGGCAUGCAGAAUGCAUCUACCUGGGGCACUUCAGCGACCCCAUGUACAAGUGUGAGUGCCAGACGGGCUACGCGGGCGACGGGCUCAUCUGUGGGGAGGACUCAGACCUGGACGGCUGGCCCAACAGCAACCUGGUCUGUGCCACCAAUGCCACUUACCACUGCGUCAAGGACAACUGCCCCCAACUCCCCAAUUCUGGACAAGAAGAUUUUGACAAGGAUGGAAUUGGUGAUGCCUGUGAUGAGGAUGAUGACAAUGAUGGAGUGAGCGAUGAGAAGGACAAUUGCCAGCUGCUGUUCAACCCCCGUCAGUCUGACUAUGACAAGGACGAGGUUGGAGACCGCUGUGACAAUUGCCCCUAUGUGCACAACCCUGCCCAGAUUGAUACGGACAACAAUGGCGAGGGAGAUGCCUGCUCUGUGGACAUUGACGGCGAUGAUGUCUUCAAUGAGCGAGACAACUGUCCCUACGUCUAUAAUACUGACCAGAGAGACACAGACGGUGACGGCGUGGGUGACCACUGUGACAAUUGCCCUCUGAUGCACAAUCCUGACCAGAUGGACCUGGACAACGACCUCGUGGGAGACCAGUGUGACAACAAUGAAGAUAUUGAUGAUGAUGGCCACCAGAACAACCAGGACAAUUGCCCCUACAUUUCGAAUUCCAACCAGGCUGACCAUGACAAUGAUGGCAAGGGUGAUGCCUGUGACCCUGAUGAUGAUAAUGAUGGGAUCCCGGACGACAGGGACAACUGCCGACUGGUGUUCAACCCUGAGCAGGAAGACUCAGAUGGUGAUGGGCGAGGUGAUAUUUGUAAAGACGACUUUGAUAAUGACAACGUCCCAGAUAUCGAUGAUGUGUGCCCUGAAAACAAUGCCAUUAGCGAGACUGACUUCAGGAACUUCCAGAUGGUCCCCUUAGACCCCAAGGGGACCACUCAAAUCGAUCCCAACUGGGUCAUCCGGCACCAAGGCAAGGAGCUGGUUCAGGCGGCGAACUCAGAUCCUGGCAUCGCUGUAGGUUUUGACGAGUUUGGGUCUGUGGACUUCAGUGGCACAUUUUAUGUGAACACCGAUCGGGAUGACGACUACGCAGGCUUUGUCUUUGGCUACCAGUCCAGCAGCCGAUUCUACGUGGUGAUGUGGAAGCAGGUGACCCAGACCUACUGGGAAGACCAGCCCAGCCGGGCCUACGGCUAUUCAGGCGUGUCACUCAAGGUAGUCAACUCCACGACGGGCACUGGCGAGCACCUUCGGAAUGCGCUGUGGCACACCGGGAACACCGAGGGCCAGGUGAGGACAUUAUGGCAUGACCCCAAAAACAUUGGCUGGAAGGACUACACCGCCUAUCGGUGGCACCUGAUCCACAGGCCCAAGACAGGAUACAUGAGAGUCUUAGUGCAUGAAGGAAAACAGGUCAUGGCUGACUCAGGACCGAUCUAUGACCAAACUUACUCUGGUGGGCGCCUGGGACUGUUUGUCUUCUCUCAAGAAAUGGUCUACUUCUCAGAUCUUAAGUACGAGUGCAGAGAUGCCUAAAUAAGAUGUGCUGGAUUUCCAGAAAUGUGCUACAAAUGCUGUUGCUUAGACAUCUCAGUGCACCUGGUACUUGUAGCUUUUCUCUUUUCUGUGGAACUCAGUGCUCCUUGACCUUGACUACGAAUGGCUCUUCAGUUCCUUCAUCAGCCCCAAGUCCAAGUGCCUUCAGAUGACAACCAUGAAAGGAACCCAAAGAUGCACAUCCAACCUUCCACCGGAAAACAGUUUGAUGAUGAAAGAUAUUUUAUAUGGAGUGAAAACUGGGCAUGAAAUUGCAUUCCUUUUGCUUGUUUGUUUCAAAAGGUUGAUGUUUACAUAUGAAAUGUAAUUACUUAUUGUAUUUAUGUGUAUAUGAAGUUGAGGGGAAUAUUGUGCAUAAGCCAUUAUUAUAAAUUAAGCAUGAAAAAUAUUGCUCAACUACUUUCAGUGCUUAAUGUUUUCACUAUUCUUGGAUUAGUGCUAUUUUAUAAUAACACCCAAGUCCUGUCAGGUCAACCAUAAGGAAGAGCCGAGUAGAGUUUGAAAUAAUGCCACAGCAAGGACGAGGGUAGGAAAUAAUUAUCAUGUGAGUCUGGCCCAAUAGGGAAUGAUGGGAGAUGUAAACUGACUAACUGGAACAAAGAAAAUAGUGAGAAAAUUAACAGAAUGCCCUUCCCCUUUUUCCUCUCGUCAAGCAAUGGAAGGCUCAUGUUUGGUAGAGAUGGAGUUCUAUUAGAGAAAAUAUCCUACAAAGUGGACCUCUUGUGGCCCUGCUGUGGGCUUGGUGCAGCCUCGGAGUGAAGGCAAGCAAGUGACAAGGUUUUGUCUCAGCUGGCGGCUCCUGUGGGGAGGGCUGCAAACAUUCCUGGCUGCAGACCUCUGGCUCUGUGUAGUCAUCUCAGUGAUGCUUGCUUUGGGCUUCUUUCCUGAUCUCAGUUCCUGGAGAGCAGCCAACCUGAUAAAUGAGGCUUUGGCAACUAUGAAAAAGUUGCUUUUACUUAAUUCAGUAACACAUUUCACUAAGGUUCCAGUUAUAAGUGUUUUGUUAAUAUUUAUUUAAAGAAUAGAGAAUGCAGCUUCACUCACCAAUAACUUACUUUAAACAUGCCAAGUAACACAUAUGUAGUGUAAUUUUUAGAAAUAAAUAUAUAACAAGGAUAUAAUAAUAUGAAAAUAUAGUUACAGCAAAAUAUCUGCCUGUUGAAACACAAGGCUUUAUAAUAUUAUAUUGCCAUGAUAAAAUGUGCUGUAAGAUGUAAUAGGGCAAAUAAAUAAUAAUGAAGAAUUCAUAAUGGAACCUUAAUAUAUUCUGUUGCUGGUGAUUUUAGUUCAAUUUUUUCAUUGUUAUCUAUCUGCUGUAUAUAGUUUUUAAUUUUGAGAGCUGAAGAACAAUCAGCAUUUGGCCUUGCAGGCACAUCCAACAAUCAGUUACACAGUAACAGACUCAAGUUUGGCUUAAUUCUGGCUUGAAGCUGCAUGGUGUGCAGGAGAUUUUAGUUUCUCCCAUUCCACAUGGAGGGUUCGUGGGUUAGUGGAAGUUGUCUCUACUGUCUGACAUGGGACAAAUCUCUUCUCUCUGUUAAUUGCAAUAGCAUUUCUAUGUCAAAUAGAAAGAAUUUAUAACUUGUCUUAAUUUACAUAGUAUUUCAUUUUGAUGCAGUUAUUUUUGUUGCUUCCUUUGAGGUUGGUCCUCUUUUGUCUUGCUGCACUUUUCAUUUUUGUGGAACUGUAUUCCCAGAACCAGCAAGGGGUAGGGAAGCUUCAUUAAAUGUGACAAUUGUGAA
Molecule: messenger RNA, 5505 nt
Organism: Heterocephalus glaber (naked mole-rat)
Lineage: Eukaryota; Metazoa; Chordata; Mammalia; Rodentia; Bathyergidae
Gene: Thbs2
Product: thrombospondin 2
Biological process (GO): cell adhesion; negative regulation of angiogenesis
Cellular component (GO): extracellular region
Molecular function (GO): protein binding; calcium ion binding
Source: RefSeq, a predicted model, not a curated record